AUGGUAACUUAUGUGCCGUCUAACCAAGUAAAGGCUAAAUUCAUCCAGGAUAACCAAAAAAUCAGCUUAAUCCCUUAUCUAGGUAGGUCAAGGCUAAAAUCCCAGUUUAAUCCCUUAUCUAGGAAAUCACAGCUUAAUCCCUUAUCUAGGUUUUGUGUAAUACCCAUCAGGACACAGGCUAACAACAACAACAAAAAAACUGACCAACUGCCUGAACCAGCGACUUUCUAAAGUUACAGUACCCUGACUCUGGGCGUCCUGAAGGGCCGGUACCUACGUCAUAUGGGGGGUGUGACUGAGUCCAGACCAGCAGAAGCUUCUGAAGCGUGUGGUGGAGGCGGAGCUUCUCAAAAUGCAGAAGAAUCAGACUGAAAGCGAGCUGUCUGAGAGAGCAGCCACAGGAGAGGCCGCACACCACACACUCCUCAAACGCAAGAGGGAAGAGGAGGAGGAGGAGGAGGAGGAAGAGACCACUACAAAGGCCAAGACAAAGAAAUCGCGCCAAGACAAAUCCCCUGAGAUGCUGUGGGAGAAGAGAGCAGGGAAGAUAAACCCACCCAGCGGGGAGGAGGAGGAGGAAGAUGAUGAGGAGGAAGAGGAGGAGGAGGAGGAAGAAACACAACAGAUGUCCAGCGGAUCAGAAGAGGACCGUCCUUUACAAAGACGCAAGCAGCCAAUCAGCCUCCAGAGCCGCAGGGACGACCAAUCAGAAGAGGACCGUCCUUUACAAAGACGCAAGCAGCCAAUCAGCCUCCAGAGCCGCAGGGACGACCAAUCAGAAGAGGACCGUCCUUUACAAAGACGCAAGCAGCCAAUCAGCCUCCAGAGCCGCAGGGACGACCAAUCAGAAGAGGACCGUCCUUUACAAAGACGCAAGCAGCCAAUCAGCCUCCAGAGCCGCAGGGACGACCAAUCAGAAGAGGACCGUCCUUUACAAAGACGCAAGCAGCCAAUCAGCCUCCAGAGCCGCAGGGACGACCAAUCAGAAGAGGACCGUCCUUUACAAAGACGCAAGCAGCCAAUCAGCCUCCAGAGCCGCAGGGACGACCAAUCAGAAGAGGGCAACAAUAAGGAGGAGGAAGAGGAAGACUCCUCGUCUGAUGAACAAGCACCCGCAAGGAAAGGGCACAAAGAAGGGGCGGGGCCAGCCACAGGUGGGACGUUCCCUGGGGAUUCUGACUCCUCCUCCCUGCCUUCAUUGGAUGAGGAGGAAGAGGAAGUAAAAAAGCCAGAGGUGAAGGCGGAGCCAAAUGUGAAGGCGGAGCCAACGGUGAAGGCGGAGCCAAAUGAGAAGGCAGUGCCAAAGCAGAGAAAGAGGAGGAGCAAGGUGAAGGAGGAGAGCAACGCCAGAGAUGGCAAGGAGGAGCAUAAGUCGGUGUCCAGGCUGAAGCACUACAUCGCCCUCUGUGGUGCGCGGCGGAACUACAAGAAGCUGCUGUCGAACUGCCACUCGGUGGAGACCCAGGUGACCACUCUCAAGGCUGAGCUGGAGGCCCUCGGAGUACACGGCCAUCCUUCCGUUAAGAAGUGUAAGAUUGCUCGUCUGAAGAGGGAGGAGGCUCAGGAAUUGGCAGGACUGGACAUGAGUAACAUCAUCGCCACUGAAGGUCGUCCGCAGCGUCAGGCUCCUCGCUCAGCGUCCAAGCGGCUUGUGGACUCCGACUCCGACAGCCCGUCCACCAGGGGGAGCCAGCGCGCCACAGACUGGAGCCGCUUACGAGGCAUCAUCAGCGACGAGGACAGCGACUAGUGUGUGUGUGUGUGUGUGUGCGCGCUUACGAGGCAUCAUCAGCGACGAGGACAGCGACUAGUGUGUGUGUGUGCGUGUGCGCUUACGAGGCAUCAUCAGCAACGAGGACCGCGACUAGUGUGUGUGUGUGUGUGUGUGCGCUUACGAAGCAUCAUCAGCGACGAGGACAGCGACUAGUGUGUGUGUGCUUACGAGCCAUCAUCAGCGACGAGGACAGCGACUAGUGUGUGUGUGUGUGUGCGCGCGCUUACGAGGCUUCAUCAGCGACGUGUGUGUGUGUGUGUGCGUGCGUACGUGUGCGCACGUAUGUGUGCUAGUGUGUUCUUCCCAAACACAAAGUGCUUUGUCUAUUAUAAAUUAUCAUUUUGUUAAAUAAUUGUCUUGAGGUUUACUUGUUUGUUCAUAUACCUUUUGUUAUAAGAAUAAAAUAUUUUUUAUUGAGA
Molecule: messenger RNA, 2193 nt
Organism: Alosa sapidissima (American shad)
Lineage: Eukaryota; Metazoa; Chordata; Actinopteri; Clupeiformes; Clupeidae
Gene: hirip3
Product: HIRA interacting protein 3
Exons: 8
Coding region: 353-1750 (465 amino acids)
Cellular component (GO): nucleus
Source: RefSeq, a predicted model, not a curated record